Messenger RNA from Girardinichthys multiradiatus, 5442 nucleotides. RefSeq names its product zonadhesin. The record is from RefSeq and is a predicted model, not a curated record. The transcript has 34 exons. Bases 1 to 5442 code for a protein of 1813 amino acids. Lineage: Eukaryota; Metazoa; Chordata; Actinopteri; Cyprinodontiformes; Goodeidae.
AUGUUUAUCUGUUUUUACUGUCUGGAAGGUUCUUCUGUUCCUUCUCCAUGUCCAUUGGGCUAUGUCAGUCCAUUAGCUGACAGGAUAUCUCUGAGCGACUGCUCCCCCUGCCCCUCCGGCUACUUUUGUAACAGCAAGGCUCUGACAGAACCGUCUGGACCCUGCAGCGCAGGGCAUUUUUGUUCCCAGAGGUCCACUGAGCCUUCACCUCUCUCCCAGCCAUAUGGAGAUGUUUGUCCUGAGGGACACUUCUGUCCUCAGGGAAGUGGGUCACCCAAACCCUGUCCUGUCGGCAGUUUCCUUCCAGAUGCUGGAGCUUUAUCCCUCUCCCAAUGUCGUCCUUGUCCCCCAGGGAAAUACUGCCUAACUCCUGGAGCCACACAUCCUACAGGUUCAUGUUAUACAGGUUUCUUCUGUGCUGGAGGUGCUGAUGGCCCCACACCACAAGCCAACUCAUCUGACUUUAAUUGUCUUGUGCAAAUCCUGGACAUUUACUCGAUGGAACUAGACAUGGUCUUGUGGAUGUGGAAUCAUUCCUGCUCCAACGUUUCCAAAUCUGCUGCAGGGAGAAACACUACCUGGAUCAAAGUAGUUCUGGUGCCCCAGGCUGAUUCUGAUCACAAUGUGAAUCAGAAAGCAGAACAUCUCAAGAGUCCACAUUAUGCAUGUUCCACCUACAGAGGGGAUAUAUGUCCUAAGGGAUCCGCUUACCCUAAGCUUUGUGAUGUUGGUUUUUACUGCAACCAGACUGGUCUAGAUGCACCAGCAGGACCCUGCAUGGCUGGCUAUUACUGCCCCUGGGGGUCCUCAGACCCUUACGUUAACCCAUGCCCCUCCGGACACUACUGCCCAGUUGGAACACCACUUCCCAUUCCCUGCCCUUUAGGAACCACUAAAAGCUCCUUCGGUGGAUCCACAGUGGAGGCAUGUCAGCCGUGUCCUCCAGGUCACUACUGCAAUCAGAGAGGGCAGGCUGAGCCAAGUGGCCACUGUGCAGAGGGCUACUAUUGUCCUGAAGGACAGAGCUCUCAAAGACCUCAACUGCAUGUUUGCUUACUGGGACAUUAUUGUGAGAAGGGAAGUGUGAGGCAGAGCCCCUGCACUCCUGGCAGCUACCAGCACAGACAGGGCCAAGGGACCUGUGAAACAUGCCCCCCUGGCUUCUAUUGUCAAGAUCAGGGAAUGAGUCAUCCACUUCCCUGUGACAGAGGAUAUUACUGCCCUACUACAUCAGUAACUCCACAUCCCUGUCCAUCAGGGACCUAUGGAAACGUGUCAGGACUUACAGAAGAGUCCCAGUGCACACUAUGUGACCCUGGCAUGUACUGCAAAGGAUCAGGAAGGACUUUCCCCAGUGGGCUUUGUGCUGAGGGGUACGUUUGUGUUGAAGGAGCCUUUGAGCAUUCGCCAUCAGACAGUUUGACGGGAUUCCCAUGCCCACCUGGAUAUUAUUGCCCCAGGGGGACUUUUGUACCAAAACCGUGCCCUAAAGGGACAUACAGCGAACAACGUGGGCUUGCAGACAGUUCUCACUGUCAGAGCUGCGGUCCUGGUUUUUACUGUUCAGAACCUGGUCUCUCUUCAGUCUCUGGACCCUGCCUCGCAGGUUACUAUUGUUUAGAGGGUUCUCAGUCUGCUUCUCCAGCAUCAGGUGAAUUUGCAGGCGUUUGUCCAGUAGGUCACUACUGUCCAAAAGGCACCAGUGUCCCAACACCUUGCCCAGCUGGUUUUUACCAAAAUGAUCCCGGAAGCAAAGGCAGAGAUGACUGUAAACCCUGUCCACCUGGGUGGUUCCAGGAUUUACCUGGUCAGAAAGAAUGUGUUCCCUGCCCUGCUGGGUUCCACUGCCAGCCUCUGAAUCCCACUCCCAGCAGAGGGACUUCUCUUGGAGUCUCCAGUCCUCUGCCCUGCCCAGCUGGGUAUAUCUGUCCCAGAGAUAGUCUGGACAAUCAGCCUAUUCCAUGCCCUAAAGGAACCUACAGCUCUAGCCAGGGUCUUAUCUCUACAGGUCAGUGCUUAAUGUGUCCGGCAGGUCAGUUCUGUGGAUCCGAAGGUUUGGUUGAGCCCUCGGGAUUGUGUGCUGCUGGUUUUCUGUGUCUGAUGGGUGCAAAGGUCCCAAAUCCAACUGACAACAGGACAGGAUCUCUGUGUCCACCUGGGAUAUUCUGCCAGGAAGGACUUAGAGCAGGUGAUUGCCAGGCAGGGUUUUAUUGUGACUGGGGGUCCACUAAAGCAGAUCAGGCUCUGUGUCCAGCCGGUUUCUUUUGCCCCAGUGGGACAAGAGUCCCCUUGGCUUGUCCUGCAGGAACAUUUAGCUCUGAAAUGGGCAACACUCACCAAGACAACUGCACCAUCUGUAUCCCUGGAUACUACUGUCAAGAUGAAGGUACUCUCCAGCCUGUACUUUGUCCUGUUGGACAUUACUGUCCUGCAGGGCAGAUUUUAGGACAGGAGUUCCCUUGCCCUCCUGGCACAGUACAGAGUCGUCUUGGAGCCUCCAAUCCUAAUGCUUGCAGUCCCUGCUCUGCUGGAAUGUUCUGCUCUCAGUUUGGUCUGUCACAGCCCUCAGGUCUUUGUCAGGAGGGAUAUUUCUGUCCUGCAGGAUCAACCAGUCCAAACUCUACAGAGAAUCAGGUUAAUUCAACCAAUGGCCAUCUUUGUCCAUCUGGUCAUUACUGCCCAUCUGGCACUGGUCAUCCUCUCCCUUGCCCCAUUGGUUCUCUUGCCAUUUCCCAGGGACUAAAAGCACCAGAAGAAUGUCCACCCUGUCCUCCUGGAUUAUAUUGUGACAGUCCUGCGAUGUCAGAUCUAUCCAGCGCUUUGCCAUGUCACGCUGGUUAUGUUUGUUUGAGAGGAAGCUUCAGUCCCACACCGUCCGAUGGCUUCCGUGGUUACCCUUGCCCUGCUGGCUACAGCUGUCCUGUUGGCACAGCGAGCGAAGUGCCCUGUGAAGCUGGCACUUACGGUCCGGUCCCUGGAGCAGCUCAGUGCAUGGUCUGCCUAAGAGGAACCAUGUGCCCCACUUCAGCUACUCAAGAGCCCUCUAUCUGCCCAGCUGGCCAUUUUUGCCCAGCUGGGACAGUCCUGCCUCAGCCAUGCCCUAUAGGAACUUUCAACAACCAAACAGGAGCUCAUUCUCUAUCUGCCUGCUUGCCAUGUCCUUCUGGAGUGUACUGUAGCUCAUAUGGAGCUUCUACUCCGCAAGGUCCUUGUUUGCAGGGCUACUUUUGCCAAAGUGGAGCCACAGUGCCAACACCUGAGAGUUCUGAAAUCUUUCUGAGGAAUGGGCCCUGUCCUGUUGGACACUAUUGUCCAGCAGGGUCUCUCACCCCAGUUCCAUGCCCUGCUGGGAGUAUCCGCAAUGCAACUGGAGGUGUUUCCAUGCAAAACUGCUUUGCCUGUCCUGCUGGACACUACUGCUCUUCUGAUGGGCUGGCUAUCCCUAGUGGUCCAUGCUCUGCUGGUUUUUACUGUCCAUUUGACUUCUCCUCAACCACUCCAUAUGCUUUCCUCUGUCCCAAGGGCCAUUUCUGUCCCGAGGGAUCUGCAAUGGCCUUGCCAUGUCCUACCGGAGAAUACCAACCAAACCCGGGGUCGGAGAACUGUUUCCCAUGCCGACCUGGAUUCUUCUGUGAGGUGGCUGUAGUGGGAAACCCAUGGCCCUGUCCUCCACACUCAUUUUGUCCAGCAGGGACAAUGGUGCCACAGCCCUGCCCUAAUGGGACAUACACCCAUUCAAACCAGAGUGGGUUACAGGAAGAGAAAGAGUGUCUGCCAUGCCCUCCAGGGAAGUUCUGCAGGGCUGGUAAGAUUCAGGGUGUUUGUGCUGCAGGGUAUCUGUGCAUUUCUGGGAGUGCAGGUUUCACCCCUCAGGGAUCAGUGUCUAACAUGACCCAUUGUCAGUGGGGUGUGCAGUGUGCAGGCCCAUGUCCACCAGGUUUUUAUUGUCCUGAAGGUACAGAAGAAGCUCAGCUGUGUCCUGCAAAUACAGUCAGGAGCUCUGCAGGGGCCGUGAGUGUAAAGGACUGCUUAUCCUGCCCACCACAGUAUUGGUGCAAACCUGGAAACCCAGUCAUUCAUCUGUGUCCGGCUGGUCAUUACUGUGACGGUCUGCCCGGAAGUGACUUCAGUGUUGGUACUGGACCCCGGCCAUGUCCUAUGUUUACUUAUCGAGCUUCCCCAGGAGCAGGCAGCAAGGGUGACUGCUUGCCCUGUCCUCCUGGUUCAAACUGUAACAGCACAGGACUCACAGAGUAUAACAGCAGUCCCUGCCCACCUGGCCUCUGGUGUAGUGGGACUGGACCCCCCAUCUUCUGCCCAGCAGGGACCAAGAGACAGCUUCCUGGAGCUGCUGCACCCAACCAUUGUGAACCCUGUGCAGGGGGAACCUUCUGCCCAGACCCUCGCAUUACAGGAAAGCCCAACGUGGAAGGAAUCCCCUGCAGGGCCUCGUAUCAAUGUCCCGUUGGUGCAAUUUCAGAGAAGCUAUGCAGAGCCGGCUCAUACUGUGGACCUCAGACGUCUGAUCCUCAAGCGUGCCCAGAAGGUUAUAUUUGCCCCGAGGGAUCAUAUUCAUAUGACAACCCUAAACAAUUAUGCCCAUAUCCCUACUACUGCCCUGCCAACAGCUCUGCAAUGAAAUCCUGUGCUGGAGGAUCCAUGCCUGUCAGCACGAGUGGACUCAGAGGAUCAAACAACAGCAGCUGUAGCUUGUGUGAAGUGGGGACUUAUCGUCCAUACCUUUCCCCGAGUCUGCAGUGCCUUCCAUGUCCACCAGGAUACUACUGCCCCCAAGGCACGGAUAACUACAAGAGUAAUCCCUGCCCUCUGGGGUAUGUCUGUGGGAAGGGAUACGGCCAGCCGGAGUCCUGCCCACCUGGCACUUUUGGUAACCUUACCCGUGCUGAGAAAAUGGACGACUGUCACCCUUGUCCAACCAACACCUUCAACCACCUGCCUGCCCAGAAGGCCUGUUUUCCAUGUGGCAGUUCCUCCACCUCAUCACUUGGUUCCUCUUCCUGUACCUGCAUUGGGAAGAAUCGGGCUUUCCAGUAUUCUGAUGGAUCGUGUUUGUGCCGAACUGGUUUUAUCUACUACAAUGAGCUGGACUUCAAAAGUUCUACUUCUGAUAGUGAAUUGGACUGCCAGCCUGAGGUGAACAGACGGUGCAGCACAGGAGAAGUACGAUUAGCAGCCUCCAGAGAGUGCGUCUCACCCUCCCUCCACUCCUGUAAUAUAACCUGUGGAUCGCAUGGAGGAACUCUGGAUGUGGAGAUGGGCAUCUGUCUGUGUGAGCGAUAUGUGUCUGCAGAGGAGAUUUGCAAUACUUCCUGCCUCUUCAGGCUGCCUCAGGUGUCUGCCCAGCUCACACCGGACGGAGACUUGCAACUCAGCCUUAGAGAAAGAAACAGCAGGGUCUGGGCAAGGGUGAGAGAAAGCUGA